This is a messenger RNA of Alligator sinensis (Chinese alligator), 947 nucleotides long. It is a transcript of the gene TNFRSF13B, whose product is annotated as TNF receptor superfamily member 13B. Bases 70 to 750 code for a protein of 226 amino acids. The transcript has 5 exons. Gene Ontology annotation, cellular component: plasma membrane. The record is from RefSeq and is a predicted model, not a curated record. NCBI's taxonomy places the organism in Eukaryota, Metazoa, Chordata, Crocodylia, Alligatoridae.
AAGCUGAGGUAGACUAAACUCCGCCAGGAGGCUAAACACGUCCCUUUGCUGGGUGCAAGGCAGGAGGCCAUGAAUAAUUGCACAGAUCAGCAGUACUGGGACAAGCUCCUGUGCCAAUGCACCUCCUGCCGGCUUGUUUGCAAAGGGUCCACAGUCGAGCGAUGCACUGCCUUCUGUGCCUCCAUGGAAUGCAGCGAGCGCGCCGGCUCCUACUACGACGCCCUCCUGAGAAAAUGCAUCAGCUGCUUUGACAUCUGCGGGCGGCACCCCAUCCAGUGCAUCUCCUUCUGCGAGAGCGAUAAGCUGGUAACUACCUCAUCCGCUGUGGUUGCUGUGGAGCGGAGGCCAUGCAGUGACCAGGACCAGUGGCUUGUGCUCUACCUGCUGCUGGGCCUCUGCCUCUGCAUCCUCAUCUGCUCUUUGCUGCUGGGCUGGACCCACUUCAGGAGGAAGGGGGAAGUGGUCUCCUGCCAACCAGGCCCCGGGCCAUGCCACAAGAGAGAGGAUUCAUCCAAAGAUCGUUUAGUGGAAGCGGGAAGCGCUGGAGAUGGAUUUGCUGGAAGCAGGAUACCAGAGCCAGUGGAGACCUGUGGCUUCUGCUUUCCUGAGCAAGGGGCUGCCACACAGGAGACCAGCCCGUGUCACAGUAGCUUCUACCAUCUAGGAGCAAGGGCUGCUGUCCCUGCCCCUGAGGACGGCCACUUCAAAAUUAUAUGCUCUCCAUCGCAAGAGAAGACGCUCACGGCAUGAACUCAGAGUCGGGCUUCUGUGUGGUCGCCAACAGCCUAACUGCUGGGAAGAAAGCUACUUGCCCUUAAUUUCUGCCCUGUUUCCAAUAAGCACCACUAUACCUUGCCUGCCCAUCAGUCACACUCCCUUUCGUACUAUGGAGUGGGACGGGCAGCCCAUCACUGCUAUUCUCCACAAUGGAAAUAAAAGUCUCAUGA